Molecule: messenger RNA, 359 nt
Organism: Pyricularia pennisetigena
Lineage: Eukaryota; Fungi; Ascomycota; Sordariomycetes; Magnaporthales; Pyriculariaceae
Exons: 2
Coding region: 1-255 (84 amino acids)
Source: RefSeq, a predicted model, not a curated record
AUGCCCGAAAAUGCUCAAAGACUUGGCAAUAUGAUGCACGCCGUCGCUUAUCCGGCUGGCCGACUUGCGAACCUCGAACAUCAAGUCAGUCAGUUGCAUCUUGUCUGUCAGGGAAAGCCCGUCAUCAGUGAACUACCGGUGUAUGGCCGCGGUGCAGUAGUUCCUCCUACGAUAUGGGGUCGAUCCACAGAGCUUGUGUCCGAAGAAGAAAAACGCUGCAUGCAAGCACCACGAAAAUUUUCACGUACUGUCUGAAAUUUUUCAUACCUCCUCCCUUGGAUCCAGAGUUGGGUCUUCAUUCAGACAUUGAUGCUGGGCAAAACUCCACUCAUUGCGUUUUUUUGUCACCUAGUUAUUGA